CUCGGUUGUCGCGGCACCUUCAGUCUGAGUCUUGUCCUCGUCGCAGUUGAACGGCGACAGCUCAGAUCGACUCUUUCUUUCUCGGAUAUUCGUCCGUUUGGAUUUCUAUAUUUCGCUUUCACUGACACGGACUCGUCUCCAAACACUGUACUGAAGCCUUCUCGCUCUGACACGGUGACUCCAGACAGACGGACGGACGGACUGGCUGAGAGACGCUGGGGGAAAAGAAGUGGGCUGAUAAAGAGAUAAGGAGGAUAGAGGGGAGAAGAACAACCUAUCGAGGAGUGGCGGCCAGAGUGACAGAAGAGCACAUGAAGAGGGUCAACAGCAGCGCAGCAACAUCCUGACCGGUAGCCUUGCUUUCUGCACCCACAACACACGCCCGGCAACUCCAGGAAGCGGGCGUCAGAAAGGAAGGAGACGUGCGACGACUGCUCCUGCAGGCAUGAGGUCCUUCCGUUCCUUUAGUAACGAUGACCGCCAUGUCAUGGCAAAACACUCCACCAUCUACCCGUCCUCUCAGGAGCUAGAGGCAGUCCAGACACUGGUGUCCACGGUGGAGUGUGCCCUCAAACACGUCUCUGAUUGGCUGGAUCAGAGCGCCGUCGCCGGCGAGAGCCAACCAGCGGACAGCACGCAGGACGACGAGCCUGGCGAUGAACCCAGCGGCGAAACUUUGGAAUCCUGUGACAGUUACAGAGAGUCCAGUGGUGGUGGCGGCGUGUUGUGUGGAGUGAUGAGGAUCGGCCUCGUGGCCAAAGGCCUCCUCAUCAAAGGGGACAUGGACCUGGAGCUGGUGUUGAUGUGCAGAGACAAACCCACACAGACGCUGCUGGACACUGUCUGUCACAAUUUACCCACACAGAUAGAGAAGCUGACAGAGGAGAAGUACGAGGUCACCAGCUCCUUGCCCGAGGCAGCCAUCUUGGUACAAACUAAAACAGAGCCCAGACUCACACUGAAAAUCACCCUCACGUCGCCCGCCAUGAGGGAAGACGGAGACGAGGAGGAGGAGGAGGAGGAGGAGGAGGAGGAAGAGGAGGAAGAGACGGUGGAGAACGGGCUGGAGGGAGGAGAGGUUGAGGAGGGGAAGGAGGCGGAGGAGGAGGUGCAGGAGGAAGAGGAAGAGCAGGAGAAGGUGAACGGGCAAGUGUUGGGUGCUGCUGCGCAGAGAGUGGAGGCUGAGGAGGAGGAUGAGGAGGAGGGGGAGGUGCUGGAUAGACACAGAUGUCUGUUGGCCCUGGCAGCGCUGCGACACGCCAAGUGGUUCCAGGCACGAGUGAACGGGCUCAAGUCCUGCGUCAUUGUUCUCAGGAUACUUAGAGACAUGUGCAACAGACACCCCGUCUGGGAACCUCUCAAAGGAUGGCCCUUAGAGCUCAUCUGUGAGAAGGCGAUCGCCACUUGCAACAGACCUCUUGGGGCCGGAGAAGCCCUGCGCAGAGUCAUGGAGUGUCUGGCCUCAGGCAUAGUGCUACCAGGUGGUCCAGGUUUACACGACCCAUGUGAGAAAGAGCCAACAAACACACUCGCCAACAUGACUGACCAGCAGGCGGAGGCCAUUACCUUCAGUGCACAGCAUGCUCUCAGACUCAUGGCAUUCGGGCAGAUCUACAAGGUGCUGGAGAUGGAGCCUCUCCCCUCAAAUAAACCGUCACAGAAAUACCCUUGGUGUGAUAAAGAAGGCUUAGCGCUGAAGAGGCCAUACGAGGACGGAUUCAUGGAUGACAAAGAUCUCAUCAAGAAGAUGAAGAGGAAUCUGAGGAAAGUCUUGGACAGUAAAGCCAUAGACUCCAACCAGCCAAUGAAUGCUCUGAUGCGGCUGAACCAGAUACGGCCAGGGCUUCAGUAUCGCCUGCUGUCUCAGUCGGGCCCGGUUCACGCUCCGGUCUUCACCAUGUCGGUGGAUCUCGAUGGAACCAUUUACGAAGCGUCGGGAUCCUCCAAGAAGACCGCCAAGCUGCAUGUCGCUGUCAAGGUUCUCCAGGCGAUGGGCUACCCAACGGGUUUCGACUCAGACCUGGACCCCAUGAGUUCGGACGAGAAGUCGGACGGCGAGGGGAAAAGCGACACGUCCUCACACACUAGCAAUAACCCCACGCACUCCUCGGACAGCUCCAACACACUCGAGGUGCGAACUCAGGGUCCCAUUCUGACAGCGAGUGGGAAGAAUCCUGUCAUGGAGCUGAACGAGAAGAGGCGAGGCCUAAAGUAUGAGCUCAUCUCUGAGAGCGGAGGCAGCCAUGACAAACGCUUUAUAAUGGAGGUGGAGGUGGAUGGGCAGAAGUUUCGCGGGGCAGGCCCCAACAAAAAGGUAGCAAAGGCCAGCGCUGCUUUGGCAGCUCUGGAAAAACUCUUCUCUGGCCCCAACGCUGCUGCAAACAAGAAAAAGAAGAUACUGCCUCAGACUAAAGGAGCCCUGGCGGCGGCGGCGGCGGCCUCAGCGGUAGCAGCUCAGGUAGCCAGAGGAAGAGGAAGAGCGGCCCUCGCGAGAGGAGCCUUCGUCAGUGCAGCUGCACCCGGAUACGUCACGCCUGGCUUCGGGACACCAUAUGGCUACAGCCCUGCUGCUGCCGCUGCUGCAGCUGCUCCUGCAUACGGAGGACUCUUCAUUGACAAUCCCUUCUACCAGCCACGGACCAUUGCUCCCUUCAUCAUUCAUCUGGGUCCCCAGGAUCUCUUCUCUGACUUCUAGGGGGAAGCAGGUUGUUAGUUACAAACUUAUCUGGCUGCUCACAUGCCCACCUAUUUAUCUGUCUGUCUGCGUGGGCUGCCUUUCAAUCCCAGCUGACGGACCCACAGAUCCAGAACUAGUUCUUCUUUGGUUUGAUCAGUCCGCUGGAAAAACAAAAAAAAAAAACAACAACAAAAAAAAAAACCUCAGUUUUCCUUCAGAAGCGGCAACAAGACGCGUUCGACCUUCUCGCCGAGAGGGUCAAAUCUCCUCUCUCUGUUUCCUCUUCUCUCCGUUCAGAUGAUCACGUCGGAGGAGAGCACCUUUUACGAUAAGCAAUACUCAGAUUUUUACAAAGAAAAAAAGAUGUGCUGCGACUGUGCGAGGCUGGGCUGAACUUUGUGUCUUUCUAAUAGCAAUACAUCGGAACUCCUGUACGAGCUUACCUAUCUUGACUGAGGAGAUGUGAAUGUUCAACGGGGUUUUAACCGCCACAGCAUUGCAAUAGCUCAUUUUGAUUGUAUAUUCAUUAUAUACGUGUGUAUACGUGUGGCUUUAACGUUACUAUAUACACAUACUGUAUGGUGUAUGUUUCUAUAAUGUUGUGCUGACAUACUAUUACUAUAUGACGAUGUACGUAUGUAAAUACUCGAUAAAAUAUAACUAUUGUUGGUAUAAAUUAUUUUAGAAUUAUAAAGUGAAAUCUAAUAUUACAGUAUAGCUUUCUUCCAGUUUUAUAUACACUGAGCAAUUGAGGCUAGUUCUAGAUGAUGCAAUAUUAUCUUUGGUAUUCAGAUUAACCUGUGCUGUUAGAAUAAUAAUGCUUCCUUCCUUCCUUCUUUCCUUCCUUGACAAGUUUUCUCUAUCUUUGAUGUCUUUCUGAGCCUUUCUGAGCACGCUCUCUCCCCCGGCCGACGUUUGUUUACAUGGCGCGGGACGAAGAGGCGCUCACUACUGAACACACGCAUGAUCACCCAAUCACACACACACACACACACACACACUCACACCUGUCAGAAAGCACAUUUUCUAAAGUCUCACAAACUGGCAGGGAAUACCGUUUUAUUUCAAAUACUCUACGUGUAUAAUAUGUGUACAGAAUGACAACGUGAGUGCUCCUCCCUCCACCAUCGACCCACGUUAACGGACUCACACACACAUUGACCCACGAUCGCCUUAGCGUACGAAAGCACAGCUCACUGACACCACUUAAGUUAUUUCUGCAAACGCGCGCACACACACACACACACAGACACACACAUUCACACACAUUCACACACGCUCUUCCCUCCGCCGGCCUCUGACUCAUCCACACUCUAUGUAAGUGACACCGCUGGUGGCAGAAACACAAAGGGCCUUGUUACACAGCGGGAAAGACACAGCACAAACUACUGGGAUUUAGAAUUGGAUUUGUAUGCUCCUGCUGGUACAUCGUUGUUACCAUUUGCCAGAACUGAUUCAUCUUGUCGCAAUGUUGCAGGGAUUUAGGGUUCGUUAUGGGAGUAGGUGCAUUUUAGUGGUUGAAUUGGAUUUUUUUUUUUUCCCACCACUUGAUGCCUUUGCCGGUAACUAAAGCUAUAAGAUGUGAGCCACGGAGAAAACGAAGAGCAGUGUUUCAACAAUCACGGCUGCCUGUGAUGGACUGUGAGGAGCUCUAAAUCUGAGGAAAGACACCCAAAGCUCUUUCAAAGCUGUAAAGACCCUGAAAUCAUACAAGUAUUUCUCUGUUAUGUAAAACAUGCAUGAGUUAAAAAACUUAUUGAACAUAAGAGAAUUUUAAGAAUUAAAUAUAAGAGUUAAAGUAACACAAUGUAGGAUUUUUGGUCUUGGGAGGUAAACGGUCGUAUAAUAUAUGACAUGGUAACAAUGAUAACUGUGAGCUCUGAGGACCUGUGACGUUCUUUUUGUGGCAUGGACCUGAAACCACAAGUUACAUAGUGACGAGAAGUACGUUCACAUGCGUAGUUUAAUGGAGCUGGGGCCGUAGUCCGACUAAGACAGGCAAUUGGACAACUUGCCGAGCCAGGAAAAUCAAUUUGGUGGUCGUGUACAUCUGACUCCGCCUCUGUAGCUGGCGCAGUAUCUCUCUAUAAGCUUGUGCAUUUUUAAUCAGUUUCCUGUUGGUCAAAGGACAUUUUGGUUCACGCUCAGAACGCCAAGUCCGACUCUAGUCAGACUAAUCAUAUACAUGCAGUAGUAAUCGGACUAUGAAUUGCAUAUUGAGAUGCAUGUUAACGCACUGUGCCGUUGUACGUUGAUGUAUCAUCAAAAUAAUCUUGGAGACAUUAUUUGAAGGUUGAAAUCCUACAUUGUGUGGCUUUAAACACAACAGCUCAUCUGUUUUAAUUGGACGCGGCUGUGUCCUUGUUUGGUCAUCGGAUUUUGACAUCACAUCUUCACAGCUGAUUCUCGCUCACAUCAAACUGGUAAAAUACAGACACGUGAAUGCAAACAUGUGAUAUAAAUAGUGAUAUAAUCAA
Molecule: messenger RNA, 5154 nt
Organism: Solea senegalensis (Senegalese sole)
Lineage: Eukaryota; Metazoa; Chordata; Actinopteri; Pleuronectiformes; Soleidae
Product: spermatid perinuclear RNA binding protein
Exons: 19
Coding region: 446-2695 (749 amino acids)
Cellular component (GO): precatalytic spliceosome
Molecular function (GO): double-stranded RNA binding; single-stranded RNA binding
Source: RefSeq, a predicted model, not a curated record